AGAAAGUAGGUCAUAUACCGCUGCUGUUUACUGCCGUCGAUGUCAGGCUGUGUUUAAAUGUUUCUUACCUUUUCCCACGCCAGAGAGACUGGGAGUGAGUGGAGUGAGAUGCUUUGAGACUAACGGCCUGUAUGAACAUUUGUGAUGAUCUAAUGGCAGACCAAAGAAUGGACAUUUCUUCAACAAUGAAUGAGUUCAUGUCCCCUGGUUCUACCGAACUGAUCAGCAGCUCCAUCAGCACCCCUGGGAUCGACUAUACCCGCAAGAGGAAGGGAAGCUCCACAGACUACCAAAUUGAUGGAUUUUCUUUUGAAUCGCAAGCAACAGGGUUGAGAUUCCUCAUCCCCAAGUUAGGCUGUCACUCAGAGGUGAAGCCAUUCUUAAAUCCCAGUGAUGUGUGGAAAUCGGUCUCAGGGUGUGAAAAUGGCAGGGACAGCAUGGACACAGACAAAGAUAAACAACUUGGAAGGGAGUGUGCGGAACAGGGGCGGAUAAAGAAUGCCAGGGAGGCUCACAGUCAGAUCGAGAAGAGACGGCGUGACAAGAUGAACAGCUUCAUCGACGAGCUGGCGUCAUUAGUGCCUACCUGCAAUGCCAUGUCCCGCAAGCUAGACAAGCUCACGGUGCUACGAAUGGCUGUCCAACACAUGAAGACAUUACGAGGUGCUGCUAACCCAUAUACUGAGGCAAACUAUAAACCAGCGUUUCUAUCAGACGAUGAACUGAAGCACUUAAUAUUAAGAGCUGCCGAUGGCUUUCUCUUCGUCGUCGGCUGCGAUCGUGGCAAAAUCCUCUUCGUAUCGGAAUCAGUUUACAAAAUCCUUAACUACAGCCAAAAUGACUUGAUUGGCCAGAGUCUAUUUGACUACCUGCAUCCGAAAGACAUUGCCAAAGUCAAAGAGCAGCUGUCCUCUUCAGACACAGCACCACGAGAACGACUCAUUGAUGCCAAAACUGGCCUCCCGGUGAAGACGGACAUCACCCCCGGCCCGUCCAGACUGUGCUCAGGAGCUCGACGCUCCUUCUUCUGCAGGAUGAAGUGCAACAGGCCCUCUGUGAAGAUGGAAGACAAGGAGUUCCCUUCAACCUGCUCCAAAAAGAAAGCCGACCGCAAGAGCUUCUGCACGAUUCAUAGCACUGGCUACUUAAAGAGCUGGCCGCCCACCAAGAUGGGUCUGGAGGAGGACAAUGAGCCGGACAAUGAAGGCUGCAACCUUAGUUGCCUCGUGGCUAUUGGCCGUCUGCACCCCCACAUCGUACCCCAGCCCAUGAACGGGGACAUCCGCGUCAAGCCCACCGAGUACGUCUCGCGCCAUGCCAUCGACGGCAAGUUUGUCUUCGUGGACCAGAGGGCCACAGCGAUUCUUGCCUAUUUACCCCAAGAGCUCCUGGGCACAUCUUUCUAUGAGUAUUUCCAUCAAGAUGACAUCGGGCACCUUGCAGAAUGCCACAAACAAGUGCUGCAGAUGAGAGAAAAGAUCAACACCAAUUGUUACAAGUUUAAGAUAAAAGACGGCUCUUUCAUCACCCUGAGGAGCCGCUGGUUCAGCUUCAUGAACCCCUGGACCAAAGAGGUGGAAUACAUUGUCUCCACAAACACUGUUGUCUCGGGCAGUACACUUGAUGGUGCAGACCCCAGCUAUCCUCAGCUCACCGCCUCACCCCAGAGCAUGGACAGUGUGCUGACCGCUGGAGACGGUGCAGGAAAGCGGGCACUCCAGACUGUGCCAGGUAUCCCAGGGGGCACGCGGGCAGGGGCAGGCAAGAUCGGCCGCAUGAUUGCUGAGGAAGUGAUGGAAAUCCAGAGGAUUCGAGGCUCAUCACCCUCCAGCUGUGGCUCCAGCCCGCUCAACAUCACCAGCACCCCUCCUCCGGACACCUGUUCCCCAGGAGGCAAGAAGAUUCAGAAUGGUGGAACUCCAGACAUUCCUUCAGCGGGUAUGCUGCCAGGACCGGACUCCAUAGGCUACCCCUACUCCAAUAACUCUAUAAUGAGUGAUAACUCCCAUAUCGGCAUCGACAUCAUGGAUGAUCCGGGCUCCAGCAGCCCCAGCAAUGAUGAGGCAGCCAUGGCUGUCAUCAUGAGCCUGCUGGAGGCCGACGCUGGGCUGGGCGGUCCAGUGGACUUCAGUGAUCUGCCUUGGCCCUUGUGAGAGCCCACUAGGCCCACCCGGGACCAUUUGACAGGGCUCGAAGAAAGAGGGCUGGGGGCAGGGUGGACAGGAGGCAUACAUCUGAGAUCCAUAUCAGCAAGGGCCCGAACCAAACCUAAUGCGGAUUUACAAAACCACUGCAACGCAAGGCUGCAAGGAGCCAUGCAAAGGAUGCUGGGAUCAAUCGGCAUGUACAGCCCUCUCACCGAAGUCGCCACAGUGUAACUGUUUCCAUCACCUAUCCAUAGUAAAAAUGUUCCAGUUCUCCAGCUUUUCUAUGUCCAUCCACAUGCACUGGCAUCAUCCCCAUCUUUUUCAAAUGCCAUUUCAGUUUUAGUGUUAUGGUGUUUUUACACUACAAAAAGGUUUCCAUGUUAAAUAUUUCCUAUGAGAAUUGUAUCAUAAACCUGUUUAUUCUAUCAUGUAAGAAUUCUUUUCUCUAAAUAUAUGGUAGAAGUGUAUUGUA
Molecule: messenger RNA, 2619 nt
Organism: Megalops cyprinoides (Indo-Pacific tarpon)
Lineage: Eukaryota; Metazoa; Chordata; Actinopteri; Elopiformes; Megalopidae
Product: aryl hydrocarbon receptor nuclear translocator-like protein 1
Exons: 20
Coding region: 132-2153 (673 amino acids)
Biological process (GO): regulation of transcription by RNA polymerase II; circadian rhythm
Cellular component (GO): aryl hydrocarbon receptor complex; cytoplasm; transcription regulator complex
Molecular function (GO): protein dimerization activity; DNA-binding transcription factor activity, RNA polymerase II-specific; RNA polymerase II cis-regulatory region sequence-specific DNA binding
Source: RefSeq, a predicted model, not a curated record